Messenger RNA from Syngnathoides biaculeatus (alligator pipefish), 2299 nucleotides. It is a transcript of the gene slc2a10, whose product is annotated as solute carrier family 2 member 10. The transcript has 8 exons. The record is from RefSeq and is a predicted model, not a curated record. Gene Ontology annotation, molecular function: transmembrane transporter activity; nucleic acid binding. NCBI's taxonomy places the organism in Eukaryota, Metazoa, Chordata, Actinopteri, Syngnathiformes, Syngnathidae. Gene Ontology annotation, biological process: DNA integration; transmembrane transport. Gene Ontology annotation, cellular component: membrane.
CCCGGGUAUGGCAAAAACGCGUUCAGUGGUCGAACAAAGAUUCUGGUGGCCCAACCUCAGCAAAGACAUGAAGGAAUUCGUCAAUGCCUGCCCGGUGUGUGCAGCUAAUAAGACGUCCCGUUUACGACCGGGUAACACAGUUGUGCUGUCUGUGGUGGACCGAUUCUCCAAGAUGGUUCACUUCGUGCCACUUCCGAAGAUCCCGUCAGCCAAGCAGACAGCCCAGCUGGUGUUGGACGAGGUCGUCCGCUACCACGGGUCCCCCCGGGACGUCAUCUCGGACAGAGGUCCGCAAUUCAGCGCCCGCUUCUGGAAGGAAUUCUGCACCCUCAUUGGCGCUUCGGCCAGUCUAACUCCGGGCCAUCAUCCGGAGUCUAACGGCCAAACAGAGAGGGUAAAUCAGGAAUUAGAGACCCGACUUCGAUGCUUAGCAUCUCGGGACCAGAGCACGUGGAGCCAGCACCUCAAAUGGACUCCGCGGUACCGUCGGCCCUGGCGGUGGUACGGCGCUGCAAACGGACCAGGGAGGCAGCCCGGUGGAUGCUGCUGCGCAUGGGCAAUUUCUACAAGUCCGCAGCAGACCGCAAGAGGAGAGCCGCACCAGAACUCAGGGUGGGGCCAGCGAGUGUGGCUCUCCACUAUCCAUCCCGCAAACUUGCUCCCAGGGUUCUCUACUCUCCUGCUGGCUACUGCUGUGUCCUCACUCGGAGGUCUGGUUUUCGGUUACGAACUGGGCAUCAUCUCUGGUGGUCUGCUGCAGCUCAAGGCGGAGUUUGGACUCAGCUGCAUCCAGGAGGAGGCGCUGGUCAGCUCCCUGUUGAUUGGAGCCCUGCUCGCCUCUCUGGUGGGAGGAGGCUUGAUCGACCGUUAUGGCUGCAGAAAGUCCAUCCUGCUCAGUAAUUUCCCAACGUUGACUGGAAGUCUCAUCUUGCUUAUCAGCUCCUACCAAACCCUGUUGUUUGGCAGGUUCACAGUGGGUUUCGCCAUGUGCCAAUCUGCCAUGUCCUGCUGCAUCUUUGUGUCAGAAUUGGUAACUCCUGAGCGUAGGGGUUUUUUGGUAAUACUGUAUGAAGCUGGUAUCACUGUGGGCAUCCUUGUAGCUUACACCAUGAACUACAUCUUGUUUGACUUACAAAUGGGCUGGAAGUGGAUGUUUGGCUUAGCUGUAGUACCAAAAUUGAUUCAACUUGUCUCUAUAUGGUUCCUCCCAUCGAACGCUGAUGUGCAGUGUACAGAUAUUAAUCCUGAAACAGCUCUUAUGACUGCCAUUGAAACCCAAGACGAAGAUUGGCCUAACAGCCGCAACGAAGGCCAGAUGGUGCAGUAUGAUGUUAUGUACCUUUUCCAGCGUAAAGAUAACAUGAGAACCCGCACCAUCAUCGGCCUAGGACUGGUGCUUUUCCAGCAGUUGACAGGCCAACCGAAUGUUCUCUUUUAUGCCUCCACCAUAUUUCACACUGCAGGGCUUCAGAGCAACAGCUCUGCAGUGCUAGCAUCAGUUGGUAUUUGAAUAGUCAAAGUGAUAGCCACGCUCAUCUCAAUGGUGUAUUCUGACAAAGUGGGAAGGAGAUCUUUGCUCAUCAGUGGAUGCUUUGUAAUGGCUUUUUGUAUGAUAUGCAUCAGACUUCUCAGUGGGCAUUCCCUAAGAGAUUCGAUGGGGCCUUGUAGGUCAGAGGACUUUGUUGGCAACAAAACGAGUCAACUUCAUUUAGCAGUUGGAAAUGACACACCUCUUAACACACUUAUUGAUGAGGGACGCAAACUCCAAGCUGCUGGUGCAGUAAUUGCAAACCAAACAGAAAAACCUCUAAAACCUGCUGUGGAAUCUCCUGCCAGCAUUCGUGACAAAGUUUUCAACUGGAUCAUUCUCAUCUGCAUGAUGGCAGUUGUCAUUGCAUACUCCGUUGGAUUUGGACCAAUGACCUGGCUCCUCCUUACUGAAAUAUUUCCCACCGCUGUGAGAGGAAGAGCUUUCGCAUUCACCAGCUGCUUCAACUGGAGUGCCCACCUCUUGGUUGCUUUCACUUUCCUAGAUUUUUCAAAUGCUAUAGGUCUGUCUGGGACUUUUCUUAUGUAUGGGAUGACCUCAAUAGUGGCUGCAGUUUUCUUCUACUUUAUGCUACCAGAAACAAAAGGCAAGACACUGGAGGAGAUAGACAAGGAGCUGCGGUUAAACAGAUUUCACCGUAGAUGUGCAAGGGAUGGACCAUUGUGACUUAGUCCGAGGAAGAAAUAUAUCUUCAGAAUACCAAAGAGUUGUCACAUAAGCAAAUGAAUGAACAAUCAUCUCUUACCAACU